Molecule: messenger RNA, 237 nt
Organism: Anthostomella pinea
Lineage: Eukaryota; Fungi; Ascomycota; Sordariomycetes; Xylariales; Xylariaceae
Source: the annotation of a GenBank genome assembly
AUGGCGAAGGAGUACCAGGAUCCGGCAGAUUCCCCCCUGCCCAGUGUGGAAUACGAGAUGGCAUACACCUACCCGCCGCCCCCUGAGGACGAACUGAGUCACCGGCGGCAGCACCUGCUCGGGCCCGUGGUCGAGGGCGAGGCAGAGGCCGGGGACGCGAUCAGGCUCGGGGCAGAGCUCGCGGCGGACGAGCACGAGCGCGAGGACGAGGAGGCCGACGUGGUGUACCGACAGUAG